Guyanagaster necrorhizus is the source of this 599-nucleotide messenger RNA. RefSeq lists its product as uncharacterized. NCBI's taxonomy places the organism in Eukaryota, Fungi, Basidiomycota, Agaricomycetes, Agaricales, Physalacriaceae. The record is from RefSeq and is a predicted model, not a curated record. Bases 119 to 445 code for a protein of 108 amino acids. The transcript has 4 exons.
GGUGGGGCAAGAUCACUGGACCCGACAGAACCAAAUCCCUUAGGGAUUACCGAAGGGAGCAGGCUGUUGGGAGUGAACGGCUUAGGAAAAUGUAACUCAAAUCACUGCCUUUCUUGCAAUGUCCCUAGCUAGAUCUGUAACCGGUCGCCUUGAUGGGAGCAAGCUUACCAUUUCAUGGCAAAGACAACAUGUCACCGGAAAAGCCAUGGCCAGUUGCUGCCCCGCGAUACCCCCUGCCAUAGUAUACGCCCUUCUGUUCUAUCCACUUCCCUCCCCGUUCACAAUGAUCUCACACCUCGUCGUCUGGAUGUUGAGGUACAUCUCAUACCAUUGCAGCAGUUGGAAACAUUUUCGCCUACUAGAGAUGGACACGUUAAUGGACCGGAUCCAACGCUUCUGCACGCCCACCGUCUGGUUAUUACAGUUUGGAAAACUGGUUCACUAGCUACCAACUAGACACCAUCGCCUAUUGCCGGCGAUCUUAACCGAAGCUCAGUCCAUUACGAAGUGAACAUUUCGGCUCUUUACAGCCUGUUCCGGGUGCGUUGUGCUCAAUUUAUGAAUCUAACUAUUUCUUUUUCGCGUAGAAUCCGUUUCUU